UUCUUUAGAAAUAAACAACGGACAAACAGAGUUUUUAAACGCUUAAGAUGUAAAGUUAUUCGCUGUCAAAGUGACGCCAAAAUGAAGGGGAGUCAAUGGAAUGCUAACGGCGGGUGAUGGCUUGUUAGCUAGUCUCCCCAUUGACGGUAAGCUGACAGGUAUCGUGCCUAGGUAGGCUACUAGCUAUACUAGCUAUAUCCACGCCAGGAUUUGUAGCCCCUGCCCACGGGAGCGCGCGAGUACCCCGUGGCAUGCACUCAGAGCGGAGUUUAAAACUGUUGCACUUCGAAUUCAUCUCUUAAAUACUCGACAGGAUUUUCCAUAAUAACAAGGGUCUCAUUUAUCUACAUAUACGUUUAUUUGUCUGUUUCAUUAAGGCGACGUGUAAAUUGUUUAAUGCUUCGUUUAUUAUUGUGGAUUAAUCGACAGUGUUUUCCAAAAGUUCCAUAUUGGCAUGCACCUUAGCUACAUAGGCCAACUGAUAGUGAGUCAUGCAGGUUUAUGAACAAUAUUUUUUCCUCGUCUUUGCUAACCCGUCCCUCCCUGCCCUCUAACGUGAUUUCUGUUUUAAUUUAAUUUAGUUUAAUAUGGCUUUUUAAUUAACCGCUUUGUUCAUGUAAGUUACAGAGGGAUAUACACAAAAUAUCAGGCCGUUUUUUCACCUGAUAUAAUAUCCCCUCCCCUAAAAUGUAAAGGGUCUGUCCUCUCCUCAUGUGUGUUAUUUUCUGACUUUACCAGGUCACAAUAAACAACCUGAGAUAAUAUGGAGAUGUCUGCUGUUUUUUAGCAAUAUUUAGAUUAUUAUAUAUAUUAUGUCAAUGAGUACCUUGGCACGACACCGGAACUAUUGUACGGUGGUCUCUGUUGCAUCAGGGUACCACCAGCGGACGGACACGUACUUGUUUUCGUUUUCAAACCAUUUCUCUAUUUAGCUGUGCUUAUUGUUACCUACAUUUUUUUUGUAUAAAUUAGUAACGUUAGAUAGAUUAGCGUAACUAACGUUAGCUAAACAAUGGUAGUGUUUGUAAUACGGGAUUACGUUAGCUAGCAUUUUUGGGGUAUGACUUUAGAGUAUUUUUAGCUAACGUUACCUUUACAUUGCUAAUAUAUGCUAGUCACGCAAUAGUACGAUUCUGCUAGCUGUCGUUAACCGCAUUAGAUACAUCUAAUAUGUUCAAGCUUUGUGUUGACACGUUGAAAAACGCAACACUGUAUAUGACAUCUACAUUUUAGCUUGGUCUUAACUGACCUCAAAUAACGUAACGUUAGCGGAUGCACACUCGCCCAAUACUCCUCUAACGUUAGCGUGUGUAAGGGUUAACGUUAGCUAGCUACACGCCAACGUUAGAUGUUACAAAAUCAUUUGGGCUAUAUUAAGCAACGCAGGAAAGUGACGUUUGAGUUGCCAGCCAGUGUAGCUACGGCUUUGGGGAAGUCAGGCAUGACUUGAAGUGUGCAUUGCUCCAGAGAAUCCUAUCGCCUUUGCAGUGGUAAAAGGCUAAUUACCAUCGGUGGGAUAUUUGGUCUUGUUUACCUGCAAAAUGCCUGGCCUCGUGGUGUUUGGUCGGCGGUGGGGGAUCGCCAGCGACGACCUUGUUUUCCCCGGCUCCUUUGAACUGUUCGUCCGUGUGCUUUGGUGGAUUGGCACCAUGAUCCUAUUCACUUAUCACAAGGGUCAUUUUGAUUGUAAUGGGAGAGGAGUUCUUCACAGCUAUCUGGUUGGACUGUUGGUUGUGCUGGCGCUCAUCAUCCUGUCACUUUGUGCUAUUGUCUACGUCAGUGCCCAAGGGACUAUCACAAACCCCGGCCCACGGCGCUCUAUCCCUGCACUGGUGUACCUGCGAGCUAUCCUGUACAUCCCUGAGCUGGUGUGGGCCUGUCUGGGAGCUGUCUGGGUGUCUGAUGACAGCAAAGGCUGCGAUCCUGCCACCGUGGGUGCUGUCAUCACAGCAGUGGUUGCCAGCUGGAUCAUCCUGCUGUUCACUGGGUUGGGCGUGAUAUUUGUGUUUGACCCGAUGGGGAACCCCCGUCCUCAGCCUGCUGCCAUGGAGCCACUGGGAGUAAGAGACCUGCAGAGCAACGAGGGCACCCAGUUCUUCUCCACGGCUCGCUCUCUGGCUGUCAAGGUGUGGGAAAACAGGCUGCGGCUCCUGUGCUGUUGUCUGCCGCAGGACGAAAGCCACCGAGCAGCGUUCUCCAGCAUCGCGCAGCUCGUCGGUGGAUUCUUCUCUGACACAGACCUGGUCCCCAGUGACAUAGCAGCUGGUUUGGCUCUGCUGCACCAGGAGCAGGAUAAAAUGGAGCAAAGUAGAGACCCAGACGUCAUGGUCGAUCACAGCCCUUCCUCUCCCAUCGGAGAAGAUUUGGAGACUGAGUUGGAGAAAGCCGCUCACUGUAUGCGAUUUGCUGCAGCAGCCUAUGGCUGGCCGCUGUACGUUUACUCCAACCUCCUAACUGGGCCCUGCAAACUUAGUGGAGACUGCUGUAGAGGUCGUGCAGCCGAGUAUGAAAUCGUCGGAGGGGACCACCUCGGCUGUCACUUUUCAUCCAUCCUGCACAGCACUGGUUUGCAGUACAGAGACUUCAUUUACGUCAGCUUCCACAACCAGAUCUAUGAGAUCCCCUUCUACGUGGCUCUGGAUCAUAAGAGAGAGGCUGUUCUUGUGGCUGUCCGAGGAACACUGUCACUGAGGGAUGUCCUAACAGACCUGUCUGCUGAAUGUGAGAACCUGCCUGUAGAAGGAGUGUCUGGAGCCUGCUACGCUCACAAGGGCAUGUGCCAGGCGGCAGGUUACAUCUACAAGAAGCUGGUCACUGAUGGCAUCCUGAACCAGGCCUUCUCCAUUGCACCGGAGUAUAAACUGGUCAUCACAGGCCACAGUCUGGGAGCUGGCACAGCAUCACUGCUAGCUAUCCUCUUGCGCAAUUCCUUCCCCACCCUGCAGUGCUACUCAUUCUCUCCGCCAGGGGGACUCCUGAGUAAAGCCUUAGCUGAUUACUCCAAGGACUUUGUGGUCUCGGUUGUGCUGGGAAAGGAUUUGGUACCCAGAUUGAGCAUUCCCAAUAUGGAGGAUCUGAAGAGAAGGAUUCUUAAAAUAGUUUCAAACUGCAAUAAGCCCAAGUACCGCAUCCUGCUGCAGGGAUGUUGGUACGAGCUCUUUGGAGGAGACCCCGAUGACUUCCCCACUGAGAUGGACAACAGGAGGGAGGAGGAGCUUAGCCAGCCACUGUUGGGGGAGGAGUCACUGAUGAUUCGCCACUCAUCAUCCUAUCAGAGCCUGGCGUCUGAUGACUCCCCUGCCCAUACUGCUGCUCACUUACCUCUCUUCUUGCCUGGACGCGUUCUGCAUAUCACAGAAGAUGGGCCAUCACGGAGAGGCCUGCAGCUAAAAAGUUCAACUUUUGAAGAAACGCAACCCGAUGUCACGCUGCCGUUUCCAAUCAUGUGUGAGUCUGUUUUGUCAGUCCCUUUUUUGAGGCAGUGUGAGAGUCUUGUACAGUAAACAGGAAACAUCACUGCCUCUAUAGCUGCCACUAGAUAGAUAGAUAGAUAGAUAGAUAGAUAGAUAGAUAGAUAGAUAGAUAGAUAGAUAGAUACUUCAUUCAUCUCCGUGGGGAAUUUUGAGUGUCCAGCAGCUCACACAUAAACACACAUUCCCAUACAUCACACAGUUCUCCAUAAUAAAUACAAUGCAAAUGCAAGGGAGUUAAAAACAGGAUAAGAACAAUACAAGAAAGUCUGAAAACAUGGAAACACUUUGAGGGUAGAAACAAAACACAAGCACUCAGACGCCCAGGCAUUGGUGUACCAGCUGCAGGUUCCCUGCAACAACAAAGCACUGUCCCUUUCUCUGUGAAAUGAAGCUGCUUUCAAGUGUGGUCGCUAAUGUGGAAAUCUAUAAACGAUCUGACGGAAAACGGUACUUGUGAAAUAUAAAGUCGACUUGUGCUACUUUGGGGGGGUUAAAGAACACAACAGGACGUCACACAAAUGGGCCAUCCUUGGUCUGAACUAGGGAUGCGCCCAAUCCAGGAUUGGGCUUCGGAUUGGGCUUCGAAUAUUGGGCUUUUUUAGAAUUUUUUUUCCCACCGAACCCUUCGCUUGCACUACGCUCGCUACGCUGGUCGACGUGAUGACGCCGCCGUUGAUUACA
Molecule: messenger RNA, 4154 nt
Organism: Perca fluviatilis (European perch)
Lineage: Eukaryota; Metazoa; Chordata; Actinopteri; Perciformes; Percidae
Gene: daglb
Product: diacylglycerol lipase, beta
Exons: 15
Coding region: 1542-3503 (653 amino acids)
Biological process (GO): lipid metabolic process
Source: RefSeq, a predicted model, not a curated record